AAGCUACAUUCGAAAACAUCUCAUAGCGGAAAAAGGAAAGAUCAAAACAAAAAUGAGCAACCUACAUAUAAUAGCUGUUCCUUUUCCCGCACAAGGCCAUGUGCUGCCCUUGAUGGAGUUGUCACAAUGCUUAGUCAAUCAUGGCUUCAAAGUCACAUUUGUGAACACAGAGUUCAAUCACAAACGCAUCGUGAACGCCUUGGCUGGCGAAACUCAUGUAGGAGAUCGUAUUCAUCUAGUAUCGCUUCCAGAUGGCUUAGAACCCAAGGAGGACAGGAAUGACCUAGGCCUGUUGUGUGAAGGAAUUCAACGAGUCAUGCCGGGGAAGUUGGAGGAGUUGAUAGAGAAGAUCAAUGAAGAAGAAAGUGAAAAGGUCGCAUGUGUUCUUGCUGAUGAGAAUUCCGGGUGGGCUCUGGACGUGGCAGCGAAAAUGAAAAUCCGGCGGGUUGCCUUUUGGCCUGCAUCAGCUGCAGCUUUGGCAUUGAGUUUCAAUAUUCCAAAGUUGAUUCAUGAAGGAAUCAUCGACAACGAUGAUGGAACUCCGUUGAAAAGCCAAGAAAUUGAGUUGGCAAAAAAUCAGCCCAAAAUGAAAACUGCAAACUUGCUGUGGACAUGCUUUCAUACACUAGACACUCAGAAAAUUAUCUUUCAACUUUUAGUAAGAAACAAUAAGUAUGCGAAAGCGGCAGACUGGCUUGUCUGCAACUCGGCGUAUGAUCUUGAACCAGCAGCGUUCACCCUAGCACCCGAGAUUUUACCAAUAGGCCCCCUUUUGGCAAGCAGCCGGCUCGAGAACUCACAAGGAAACUUCUGGCCACAAGACUCAACAUGCUUAGAUUGGCUGGAUCAACAGAAACCCAGAUCAGUGAUCUAUGUUGCAUUUGGCAGCUUCACGGUUUUCGAUCAAACACAAUUCCAAGAGCUUGCGUUGGCUCUUGAGUUGUCAGGGAGACCAUUUCUGUGGGUUGUGAGGCCGGAUACCACUGAUGGUGCAAGUGAUCCCUACCCGGAAGGAUAUCAAGAGCGAGUAGGCUCUUGCGGUCUGAUGGUCGGAUGGGCACCUCAACAAAAGGUUCUCAGUCAUCCUUCGAUUGCUUGCUUUGUAAGCCACUGCGGUUGGAACUCUACCCUGGAAGGCCUAAGCAGUGGGCUUCCUUUCUUGUGCUGGCCGUACUUUGCUGACCAGUUGCUCAACGAGAGCUACAUUUGCGAUAUUUGGAAGGUGGGACUGAGAUUCGAUAAGAAUGAAAGCGGGAUCAUCACGGAAGGAGAAAUCAAGACCAAGGUGGAGCAACUUCUCAGUGAUAAAAACUUCACAGCGAGAGCUUCGAAACUGAAGGAAGUGGCCAUGAACAACAUCAAAGAAGGCGGACAAUCGUACGAGACCUUCAAGAACUUUAUUGAAUGGAUGAAGUCUUAAGACGAGACGCCCAUCGAUCUUCGUUUUCUUCGAAAUAAACAAAAGGAAAUAGGCAGCAAAGAAAAUGUAGCUAUGGAUUCAACUGAGACCAAUGUAAACGGUGAUCCAAAAUCUUGUGUUCAUUAAAUAAAGUUUUCCAACCGUACCAAAACAAGAAUAUAAAACAACGGUGUGAUGUUUUGGGCUGCCAGAUCUAGAACUACCUUCAACGGUUUGUGUAUCCAAUGUAAACGGUAUAUCCUUCUAUUUAUAGUAUCACGUAGAUAAUGAAAUUUGACUAAAGAUGCUUUAU
Malus domestica (apple) is the source of this 1712-nucleotide messenger RNA. RefSeq names its product UDP-glycosyltransferase 83A1-like. The record is from RefSeq and is a predicted model, not a curated record. Gene Ontology annotation, molecular function: UDP-glycosyltransferase activity. NCBI's taxonomy places the organism in Eukaryota, Viridiplantae, Streptophyta, Magnoliopsida, Rosales, Rosaceae.